UCAUUGCUUCCAGAAAUUUCGAGAUUCUGGUUUACGAAGUUCUUUCGUUUUUAUAUUAAAACAAGGCAAGACUAAAGUUCAUAAUAGAAAGCACAUUUUUGCGAACGUACGAUUUUGAGAUUAAUAAUGUCAGUUGUUGGAUUUGAUAUUGGAAAUAGCAAUUGCUUUGUUGCUGUAGCUAAAGCAGGUGGCAUUGAAACUGUUGCAAAUGAAUACUCUGAUAGAUGUACACCUGCUAUUGUGGCAUUUAAUUCCAAGCAACGAUUAGUGGGAAUAUCUGCAAAAAAUCAAAUGGCUAUGAAUUAUAUGUCAACCAUCAGUCAGUUCAAGCGUUUUAUUGGUCAUAAAUUUGAUGAGCCCCAGAUGAAACAUGAGUUUCAAUUUAUCCCUAACAAAGUUGUUACUACUGAAAAUGGCAGUGUAGGAUUUCAGGUUCAAUACAAAAGUGAAACUAAAGUGUUUUCUGCAGAGCAAAUAGUUGCUAUGCUUCUUACAGAAUUAAAACAAACUGCUCAGGAAAAUCUUAAAAUAAAAGUGACAGAUUGUGUGAUUUCAGUACCAUCAUACUUCACUGACUUUCAAAGAAGAUCUGUUUUAAAUUCUGCUCAGAUUGCUGGGUUAAAUUGUCUGAAACUUAUGAAUGACACCACUGCUGUGGCUUUAAAUUAUGGCUUAUUUAAACAAGAUCUACCAGCUGCUGAUGAAAAAUCAAAGAAUGUAGCUUUUGUUGAUAUGGGGCAUUCAUCUUUUCAAGUCUGUAUUGCUUCUUUUAACAAAGGGAAAAUCAAAGUUCUAUCUAGUGCAAGUGAUCCAAAUCUUGGUGGCAGAGACUUUGAUCAAAGAUUAAUGCAUUAUUUUGCUGAUGAUUUUAUUAAAAAAUAUAAGAUUGAUGCUAAAAGAAAUGCUAAAGCUUGGUUGCGGCUUGAGAGUGAAGUUGAAAAAUUAAAAAAGCAGAUGAGUACAAAUUCCACUAACCUUCCUCUAAGCAUAGAAUGCUUUUUAGAUGACAAAGAUGUUUCAUCCACUGUCAACAGAGCUCAAUUUGAAGAAAUAAGUCAAGAUCUGUUUGCUCGAAUUGAAGCACCUUUAAAACAAGCACUUCAAGAUUCAGGGCUCAAAGCAGAGGACAUUGAAGUAGUAGAAUUAGUCGGAGGAUCAAUGAGAAUGCCGGCAAUCCAAACAUUUGUUUCAAAUGUUUUUGGAAAACCAAUUAGUACCACUCUUAAUUUGGAUGAAGCAGUAGCCAGGGGUUGUGCUAUUCAAUGCGCAAUGUUAUCUCAUACUGUUAAAGUACGAGAUAUUGAAGUAAUGGAUGUUGCUACUUAUCCAAUAACUAUAUCGUGGGAUUCUGUUAGAGCAGAUGAGCAAACAGGAGAAAUGGAAGUGUUUAAAAAGUAUCAUUCGUACCCUUUUACUAAGAUGUUGACUUUUCCGCACAGAGUUGAGCCAUUUAAGUUUAAUGCUUUUUAUGGAAAAGAUGUUGUUCUUCCCAAUUUUGAGCGAAAAAUAGGUGAAUUCGUUGUAAAUGCAGCUGCACCAACAGAAUCAAGUGACACAAACAAAGUCAAAGUAAAAGUAAAAGUUAAGCUUGACAUUCAUGGUUGCUUUACAGUGAGUGGAGCUAGUAUGGUUGAAACAUUACCUGAGCCUCCAGCUGAAAUACCAAAAGAAGAACCAAUGGAGGCGCAAUCAAACCAUCAACCUGAGGAAGCCAAAAAGGGCUCAGAAAAUGUAGAUGUUAAUAUGGACUCGGAAAACAAUUCCGAAAGUUCUGCUAAGCCUGAAACAACUGAUAAAAAGAAACAAGAAAAAAAAAUUGAAACUAAGAAAAAAACAACUAAAACAACAGAACUAAGUAUAGUGAAACACCAAGCUGGUUUAUCUAGUGCUGAGUUAAAUUAUCUAGUAGAAGUUGAAAAUGAACUUAUCUCACAAAUUCGUCUUGAAAAAGAACGUGCAGAUGCAAGAAACAAAAUAGAAGAGUAUAUUUAUAAAAUGCGUGAUAAAAUUCAUUCAGAUUAUUACCAAAAUAUUACAGAUACUGAUCGGGACAGUUUUUCUGCUCUUCUUUCUUCUACAGAAAACUGGUUGUACGAUGAAGGAGAAGAACUUCAUAAACAAGUGUAUAUUGACAAGCUUGCGGAGUUGCAGAAAAUUGGAAAUCCUGUAGCUGAUCGACACAUAGCUCAUGCGAACAUUCCUGCAGCUUUUGAGUUAUUAGGAACUACUCUAACACAUUAUAAAAAGAUUUUAGACCUAUACUCAAAAAAGGACGAAUUAUAUAAUCAUAUUGACGAAGCGGAUAUGAAAAAAGUUUCCAACCAAGUUGAUGAAAAAUUUGCUUGGUUUAACGAAAAAAUGCAAGCUAUGGCUCAGUGUCCCAAGCAUUGCAAUCCGGUCAUUUAUCCCUCCCAAAUAAACGUUGAAGCUAAGCUUCUAAAGGAUUUCUGUGAUCCUAUUGUGAAUAAACCAAAGGUUAAGGUUCCCCCUAAAGAACCAGCGAAUACCCAGAAAAAAGCAAACGAAACAACUAAAGAGAAUAUGGAAACAGAUCAGACUCCCGCAGCGAAUGAAAAUAAAGAGGAGGUACACAAGCCUAAUGGAGAGGUUCCAUCAAAUCUUGAUAUGGAAGUCGAUUAAUCCGAUUGAAUUUUUAUUUUUGUUAAAUAAAAAAAUAAAACUUUAUAGAUAUUACAACGUUCUUGUAUAUUUAUUGUAUAUGUUUUUAGAAUGGUCAAAUUGAAUCAAGUGUUUCGACAUUUUAAA
Messenger RNA from Hydra vulgaris (swiftwater hydra), 2766 nucleotides. RefSeq names its product 97 kDa heat shock protein. Gene Ontology annotation, molecular function: ATP binding; ATP-dependent protein folding chaperone. The record is from RefSeq and is a predicted model, not a curated record. Gene Ontology annotation, biological process: protein folding. Lineage: Eukaryota; Metazoa; Cnidaria; Hydrozoa; Anthoathecata; Hydridae. Gene Ontology annotation, cellular component: nucleus; cytosol.